Lactuca virosa is the source of this 670-nucleotide messenger RNA. The record is from the annotation of a GenBank genome assembly. NCBI's taxonomy places the organism in Eukaryota, Viridiplantae, Streptophyta, Magnoliopsida, Asterales, Asteraceae.
UGUAAUUUACCCUUACAAUUCCGUAUUCGUUUCUUCCAACCCCUAAUCUGCUUACACAGACUUCUAUCUCCUUCUUUCACGAAACACGAACCUUUCUCCUUCUUGCAACAAUGGAGCCUUGGACUGUUGAAGUUAAAAGUGGUCAGUCAUAUCCUGUAAAACUUGGUAAAGGCAAGGUUUUGUUUCUUUCACAGGCUAAUCUUGGAGUAUCGAAGAAGAAAACAAACACAAACGAUUAUGUUUGUUUGCAAAUCACUUACGAUAACAAAAAAUUUGUUAUAGGAACCCUUCAUACUAAAAGGCUUUCAAUACAAGUAUAUGGUUUGUUCUUUGACAAAGACAUAUAUAUCUCACAUGACUGGAAAGAUGGAAGUGUGUACUUUUAUGGAUACACAUGUGAACAACCUCCCGACGAACUAUCUGGAAAGAAGAGAGAAAAGGAAUCUGCAAGCAAGAUCCAUGGUACUGACAAGAAGGCGAAGAUUACUAAUACUACCCCUUCCACGAUUGGACAAGUGAGAGUGAUGAGGGUGAAGGAUUUUGUUGGAGAGGGGGAUUAGUUUUUAAUAGGGGAAUACUUCGUCUUCAUUCAUCCUCAAAUUGUUUGGUACAUGUAAUGACACAUCUAAUCUUCUCUUGAUAGUAUAUUAUGACUAGCCUUUCCUGUAGC